Messenger RNA from Lasiodiplodia theobromae, 1461 nucleotides. RefSeq names its product Ankyrin repeat domain-containing protein 50. Gene Ontology annotation, molecular function: protein binding. Lineage: Eukaryota; Fungi; Ascomycota; Dothideomycetes; Botryosphaeriales; Botryosphaeriaceae. The record is from RefSeq and is a predicted model, not a curated record. Bases 1 to 1461 code for a protein of 486 amino acids. The transcript has a single exon.
AUGGCUUCUGCUCAGACGAAAAUUUCCACCACAUGUCUUACUUACCUCACAUUCGAAGACUUCUCUUGCGGAAGAGCGACGUGUGAUCAAAGCUUCGAGGAACGGAUUGACCGCCAUAAGCUGCUCCGAUACGCCUCUCGUCAUUGGGGUCAUCAUGCGCGAAAAUGUGAACAAGAACUGCUACAGAAUGAGAACUUCGUCAAUAUUCUACGGAAGUUCUUGGGAAACCGUAGCCUUACAUACGCCGCCGGCCAGGCAAGCAAUGCGGAGGGCUAUUGGAACGGGUACAGCCAGGAACCCGCAUAUUGGCUCUGGUCUCACACUCUGGCAUCUUUUGGGCUGGUGGAGAUCUUUACGCGCAUACUCAGCCUCCACAAUGGAUCUCACUUCGAAAUCACUGAUAUCGAUUUCGAGGACGAACACUGCAUCAUGACUCCCCUUGCUUUGGCAUGCAGCAGAGGGCACGAAGAAACCGUCAAGGUACUUCUCGAUUCUGAUGUACGUCUUGACUCUGGAGUGGCGUUCGGCUAUCCAACACCUCUCGGCCACGCAAUCAAUAACGGACAUCAUGCCGUCGUGCAGCUAUUCAUCGACCUCAGACCAGACGCCGUGGACUUGAACUCCAUCACACAUUGCCGCCGCCGCCCGCCGCUCACUGCCGCCGCCAGAAACGGAUUCUAUGACACGGUCGAUGUGCUCAUUCACCACGGUCAGGGACGAGUUGCGGUUGACACGAUAAAAGACAUCAACAGGCGAACACCGCUAUCCUACGCCGCACAAUUCGGACACUACAAAAUCGUACAGCUGCUGACCAGCCUCCCCGCCGUCAAUCCCAACCGCAAAGACAAGUUCGGCAACACACCGCUCAUGCUGGCGGCACAAAAUGGGCAUGCUGAAAUAGUCAACCUGCUCAUGGACCUCGGCCCAGAAAAGGUCAACGCCAACCACACAAACGUCUCCGGCCGGACGGCGCUGCAGGAAGCCACGGUGCACAACCAUUUGGAAGCCGUGGAAGCCCUCGUGGCCUACCCGCCGGACAGAGUCGACGUCAACGUCUGCACGGAGGCGUUCAUGCAAACGGCGCUUGCGUAUGCCGCGGAAAAAGGCCUCGAGACUAUCGCUCGAGCCCUCGUGAGCCUUGGGCCCGGGAGGGUCCAUCUCGAUGCCAUGGGCUGGCGCGGUGCGACGCCGCUUCUGUGCGCGGCGAGGGAAGGGCAUGUUGGCAUCGUGGAACUGCUUACAGACUACGCACAGGAAGUCGUGGAUGUGAAUGCGGUUGACGUGGAUGGGUGUACUCCCUUGAUAUGCGCGGUCCAAAACGAGCACUACGAGACAGCUGAGUUUCUGGUUGAGCUUGGUGAGAGAGUGGACGCUGGCAUUGCUGAUGUGCGUGGAUUUACCGCCUGGGACUAUGCUUUUCGGCGAGAGGAGAAGUUUGAGAAGCUCCUGCCUGAGCCUUAG